AUGGAAUCGGAGAUGAUCGAUGUUGUGAGAUUCGAGAAGGAGAACGCUCUCGCCAGUUUCAAUCGAUUCCGUGGAAUCGCGAAAUUCCGGCAGGUUCUCGAAGUUGUGGUGGUUCUAGGGCUGAUUUCCUGGUCCACGCCGCGCGUUCCGGCGGCUCUGACGGCGGCGGCCGCCUCCGCCGUCGAGUUCUCCGCCUAUCUCCUCAACCACCACGUCGUUUUCCUCAUCGGAAACGCCAUUAUCGUCCUGCUGUUUGCGCUCUGCCGCCAAAACGACGCCGCCGUGAAUUCCUCCGGCGACGGCGAUUUCUACGAUGACUACUUGAAACACAGUGAGGCUGUUCACCACCGGGAACCUAAUCCGGCGGAGGCGCCACGCGAUGAGGAGAAGCAGAUUGUAGUACUAUGCAAAGAGGAGACAGUCGCGGCGGCGUCGGCGGCGCCGCCGCAGUGCGAUGACGUGGCGGCGGCGAUAGAUAUGGCCACGAGGCAGAUAAAACGGUUCCAGCGUACGCAGUCGGAGAGGCUGAGGAGAGAUAUCGCGGUGAGGCCGCAGCAGGAGCUCCGACGAUCGGAGACACAGAAUUUCCGGAAAAGCGAGAGCUCCGGCGAGGGGGUGGAGGCGGCGGAUAUGGAGAGCCUGAGCAGCGAAGAGUUCCGGCAGACGGUUGAUGCGUUCAUCGAUAAGCACUGGGUGAGGAAGAAGACGAAACAACAUCAGUUUGAGGAACAUGAAAAAUAUCACUUAAUGAAAAUGGCUUAUUAA
Molecule: messenger RNA, 765 nt
Organism: Erythranthe guttata (spotted monkey flower)
Lineage: Eukaryota; Viridiplantae; Streptophyta; Magnoliopsida; Lamiales; Phrymaceae
Source: RefSeq, a predicted model, not a curated record